This is a messenger RNA of Neoarthrinium moseri, 465 nucleotides long. RefSeq lists its product as uncharacterized. Gene Ontology annotation, cellular component: membrane; oligosaccharyltransferase complex. The coding region runs from base 1 to 465 and encodes 154 amino acids. The transcript is spliced from 3 exons. Gene Ontology annotation, biological process: protein N-linked glycosylation. The record is from RefSeq and is a predicted model, not a curated record. Lineage: Eukaryota; Fungi; Ascomycota; Sordariomycetes; Amphisphaeriales; Apiosporaceae.
AUGGCCAAGAAAGCGUCCAACACCCCGCCGGCCACCAGCACACCCGUCGCGGCCACAUCGUCGUCCACAGCCGCCACGACCCCGGCCUCGACGGCUACUACCGUCAAGAAGACCAGUGCCAAUGCCGUCCAGCGAUGGGACCAGAUCGCCCUCAACAUCGUCGACUACUACCAGAAGAACACCCCGCAGCGGACCAAGUUGAUCGACGUCUUCAUGGCCUUCCUGGUCGUCGUGGGCGCCCUGCAGUUCCUGUACUGCAUCCUAGCCGGAAACUACCCGUUCAAUGCGUUCCUAUCGGGCUUUGGGGCCACAGUCGGCCAGUUUGUUCUUACCGCAUCGCUCCGCAUCCAGACCACCGAGGCCAACAAGUCCGACUUCCCUGCCGUCUCCCCGGAGAGGGCAUUCGCAGAUUACAUUGUCGGCAGCCUGAUCUUACACUUCUUCUGCGUCAACUUCAUAAACUAG